AUGUAUUCAGCAAGUUCAAAGACGAACAUGAGGCCUUCCAUGUUACCGUACGACCCAAGGGGGCUAUUAAGUCUAUACAAUGCAGCAUACCUUUUUAUCCAUGGGGAGACAGAGCUUGAAGAAAGCAUCUCAUUUGCGAGGCGACACCUCGAAUCGAUGGAAGGUAAGCUUGAUUACCCAUUGGCAGAGCAAGUCAGGCGCGCCCUUCACUUGCCGCUGCCAAGGACCUUGAAGAGAGUAGAGGUGCUGCAUUAUAUGUCAGAGUACAAAGAAGAGCCGCCGCACAACACCUCCAUUUUGGAGUUCGCCAAACUGUAUUUUAACCUUCUGCAACGUCUCCACUUGAAGGAGCUCAAGGCUCUCUCUAGAUGGUGGAAAAAUCUUUACAGAGAAGUGGGGCUAAACUACUCGCAGGAUCGUGUGGUUGAGUGCUACUUCUGGGCGUAUACAGCAUACUAUGAGAAAGAGUAUACACGUGCAAGGACGAUUCUUGCCAAGAUGAUGGAAGUAAUAGUAAUGACAGACGACACUUACGAUGUCCGUGCUACUUUGGUGGAGUGUAGACAGCUCAAUGAAGCUAUACAAAGAUGGGAGGAGAGUGCUAUUUCUCUUCUACCAGAGUACUUACAGAAGUUCUACCUCAAGCUGAUGAGCACCUUCAAGGAGUUUGAGGACGUAUUGAAACCGGAUGAGAAGUACCGGGUCGCUUUUAGCACAAAAGCGUUUCAAAUAUUAUCAAGCAACUAUCUCCAAGAAGCCGAAUGGUUUCAUCAGAAUCACAAGCCAAGAUUCAAUGAUCAAGUGAAGGUAUCUGGUGUGUGCUCAGGUGGACAAUGGGUAUGUGUUGGGUUGCUAGUGGGUAUGGGCGAUACUGCAACCAAGGAGGCACUGGAAUGGGCCCUCGGCUGUACUGAUGCCGUCAGGGCUUGCGCAGAGGUGACACGUUUCAUGAAUGAUCUUGCUUCAUUUAAGCGUGGGAAGAACAAAAAUGAUGUGGUCAGCUCCGUGGAAUGUUACAUCAGUGAGCACGGUGUGGCGAGUGAGGUCGCCAUUGCCAAGAUAGGGUCUCUGAUCGAAGAUGCAUGGAAGACUACGAACCAAGCACGCAUUGAGCUCCCUGAGCUGCUGCUCCCGGCGGUGCAGCGAGUCGCAAAUAUAACGAUCAGCAUGCCCUUCAUGUAUGAUGACAAGACAGAUGCCUUUACGUUCAGCAGCCAUCUUGAGGGGACGAUUAAGCGACUGUUUGUCAGUCCCAUUGAGCUCUAG
This is a messenger RNA of Triticum turgidum subsp. durum (durum wheat), 1266 nucleotides long. Lineage: Eukaryota; Viridiplantae; Streptophyta; Magnoliopsida; Poales; Poaceae. The record is from the annotation of a GenBank genome assembly.